Molecule: messenger RNA, 306 nt
Organism: Mucor mucedo
Lineage: Eukaryota; Fungi; Mucoromycota; Mucoromycetes; Mucorales; Mucoraceae
Exons: 4
Coding region: 1-306 (101 amino acids)
Source: RefSeq, a predicted model, not a curated record
AUGUCUGACUGUGUCGUGUCUUACCUCCUUUAUGGUAAAUACGGUGUCAAUUCCGUUGCUGUUUACCCCAUAUGCAACGAUGAGAUUUCCUUUAUCAUGUUAAAACUAUUCCCAUUAUUUAUCAGUACUGGUUGUUGGCAUAAAAUUACCUACCAUACCGAUUGUUAUUUCGUCAAAACUGAUUAUAUCAUUUUUGUACGUUUUUUGGCUAUUUUCGGAAAAAACCGUCGAUGCUCUCAAAGAUUAGUGUCGAAUAUAUUUCGAACCGGAUUCUUACAUGUUGGUAACCGUAUAUCUAAAAGAUGA